Messenger RNA from Aaosphaeria arxii CBS 175.79, 1926 nucleotides. RefSeq lists its product as uncharacterized. Gene Ontology annotation, biological process: potassium ion transmembrane transport. The record is from RefSeq and is a predicted model, not a curated record. Gene Ontology annotation, molecular function: potassium ion transmembrane transporter activity. The coding region runs from base 1 to 1926 and encodes 641 amino acids. The transcript has 3 exons. Lineage: Eukaryota; Fungi; Ascomycota; Dothideomycetes; Pleosporales. Gene Ontology annotation, cellular component: plasma membrane.
AUGGGUUGCGGCGGUGAUCGUGAGAAAGGUCUCACCGUUGCUGAAGAGCAGAAGUGGGACUACAUUCAAUUGCAGACGCUCUCCGACUUCAAAUCCACGUCCUGCCUCACUCCCCUAUCCUACGUCUGGCUGUGGAUCCUCAUCCUCGUCUCCGUCGCUGUCUACGCCGCCGAUGCCUUCACGGCCAUCAACCUGCUAGCCUUCAAUAAAUGGUCCAGUCAAGUCCGACCCAAAGUCAGCUUCGACGUUGCUAAAUGGAUCUUUGCCAUCUGUAUCAUCAUAUCAUACGUCUUCCUCAUCUACAGGUGGAUCAGGGCUGUCCGUGUCAUUCGCUCCGGCAGUGUCACGGAAUGCUACUUGGAACCGCUUGCUGCCAUUAUGCAGAGUAUGCGCAUGGGCAAGAACGGCCAGGGAUGGAGGAGGUUCCUCGUCUUUGCCGAAUUGACAAAGAGCAGGAAGGGCGUUGACUAUAUCGCUCUCUUCGUCUAUUUCCAAUUCAAAGGCGCAUUGAUCAUUAUACUCGCCCAAGGCCCCCGAAUUGCUAUCAACGCCCUGACGCUGUGGGCUGUUAUGGAAGCACAAAUCAUUCCCACUGGAGAUCACGCUGCUCCAAAGGACCGCUCUCCUGUCAUCCAGUUCUUUGUGAACAUCGAGACCAUCAUCAAUGAGGGUAACAAGCAGGAGACCGUCAUCUACUUCACUAUGUUGUUCUCCCUUGUCAUCUGGGUCAUUGCUUUCCUUUCCCUCUUCCUUUCCCUCAUCUUCUAUGUCUUCUUCCUCUGGCACUACGUUCCUAGUUCCGAUGGAACCUUGACAAACUACUGCCGAAGGAUCAUCGAAUCACGUCUAGAGCUUAUCGUGAACAAGAAAGUCAAGAAGGCGCUUGAGAAGCAAGACCAAAAACGCAGGAAGGACGAACAACGUGCGAUCAAGAAGGGCGACCUCGAUGCACCAUCUCUACGCGCGCCGACUCUGCCAAAACUUGGUGGCCCCGAUGAUGAUACCGCAUCCGUUUUUUCGAUGAGCACUACUACCACGCUUCCUCCCUACGCCCCUAACGGACCGACGAGAUCCAACACCAUGAGCAGUUCGAACACCGUCGGUACUGCUCGUUCCAUGCAGAAACCUACGCUACCAUCUCUGAACGAACGCCCUAUUCCUGGACGCAAUGAUACCGAUACAAGCUACGCUUCCAAUGCGCCCCUCUUGACACAGGCCGAGAGCAUGGGAAUGGCCUCUCCUAUCCCUCCUCUACCCCCUCUCGACCAGAAUGGAGACUACAUGAACAGUCGGCCAAUGCCUGGAGGUCUUCCGUCACGCCCGUACUCGCCAAUGACCCAAGGCCGCGGAUCUCCAGCCCCUCGUCAACCACGAAGCGCUCUUCCUCCAGUGAACACCUCCUAUGGCAACGGCCCCAUGUCGCCCCAAAACGGUCCUGGAAGAGUCCUCUCCCCCAACCAAGCAUACCCCCCUCGCGGACAUGGCCCUUCAGGACUUGGUGAUCCAACAUUUUCUCCCUACGAGGGUCGAGGCCAGGCGAUGGGUGCUGAGUAUGAGCUCUCUCCUGUCGACAUGACCCCGAGUGAUUACAUGGCUCCACAGCUGCCGAAUGCGCUGCGACCUGGUUCGCCUGCUAUGUCCACCAGCAGCGUUGGUUCGGCAGUGCCUCCUCGAGUCGGUACUGCGGGUCCGCCCAACGCUCGUCCUGGCCUUCCUGCCUCGCUUCAGUCCGCCAUCCAGCGCCGUGAAGCGUCACAGCCGAUUCCAAAUCGGGGACCGAACGGCUACGUUGGCCAGCAGCGAAGCGCUACCGCUCCCAUUCCACCACAGGGAUAUGGUCAAGGACCUGCUCCUCGUAGCAAUACCACAACUCCCGGGGCGGGACCGCGUGGAUAUAACAACCAGUACGGCGGCAACGGGUGGUAA